AUGACGGAGAACAGGGGAAGACGCCGGAGCACAGGGAAGACGCCGGAGCACAUGGAGGACGCCAGAGCACAGAAAGGAUGCCGGAGCACUGGGACGACGCCGGAACACAGGGAGGACGAGGAACACAGGGAGGACGAGGAGCACAGGGAGGACGCUGGAGCACAGGGAGGACGCCGGAUCAUAGAGAUGUCGCUGGAGCACAGGGAGGACACCGGAGCACAAGAAAGACGCUGGAUUACAGUGAAGACGCCCGAGCACAGGGAGAACGCCGGAGCACAGCAAAGGGAGGGCGACGAGCACAGGGAGGACGUGGAGCACAGGGAGGGCGAGGAGCACAGGGAGAGCGUGGAGCACAGGGUGGGCGUGGAGCACUGGGAGGGCGAGGAGCUCAGGGAGGACGUGGAGCACAGGGAGGACGUGGAGCACAGAGAGGGCGAGGAGCACAGGGAGGGCGUGGAGCACAGGAAGAGCGAGGAGCACAGGGAGGGCGUGGAUCACAGGGAGGGCGUGGAGCACAGGGAGGGCGUGGAGCACAGGGAGGGCGUGGAGUACAAGGAGGGCGUGGAGCACAGGGAGGGUGAGGAGCCCAGGGAGGACGUGGAGCACAGGGAGGGCGAGGAGCACAGGGAGGACGUAGAGCACUGGGAGGGCGUGGAGCAAAGUGAGGACGAGGAGCACAAGGAAGGCGCCAGAGCACAGGGAGGGCGCCGGAGCACAGGGAGGACGCCGUAG
Molecule: messenger RNA, 732 nt
Organism: Procambarus clarkii (red swamp crayfish)
Lineage: Eukaryota; Metazoa; Arthropoda; Malacostraca; Decapoda; Cambaridae
Source: RefSeq, a predicted model, not a curated record